Molecule: messenger RNA, 1206 nt
Organism: Trichoderma reesei QM6a
Lineage: Eukaryota; Fungi; Ascomycota; Sordariomycetes; Hypocreales; Hypocreaceae
Exons: 4
Biological process (GO): ceramide biosynthetic process
Cellular component (GO): membrane
Molecular function (GO): sphingosine N-acyltransferase activity
Source: RefSeq, a predicted model, not a curated record
UCAAGAAUAGCCAUCGCCUUCAACCUCGUGGCCCUGCUCUUCCUCACGCACCUAAUGAUGCCCCGAUCCCGCGUCUACACGAGCCCCUACUUCAAGCUCUCGCACUACAACCCCGACACGGGCCUCUACGCCAUCGGACGCUUCGACUUUCACUUUGUCCUCUUCUUCAUCGUCUUCUUCACCGGUAUCCGCCAUGCCGUCAUGGCGUUUGUGCUCAGUCCCCUGGCAAAGCGCUGCGGCAUCGAGAAGAGGCGUGACAGGGAACGCUUCGCCGAGCAGACGUGGAACAUCAUCCACUACUCCUUCUUCUGGCCCUUUGGAAUUUACAUCUGGUAUAAUUCGCCCUAUUACCUCAACAUGGCCGAGCUUUGGACCGACUGGCCCAGCCGCGAAGUCACGGGCACCGUCAAAUUCUACUUCCUCACGCAGUGGGCGUUUUGGAUCCAGCAGCUUCUCGUCUCGCUCAUUGAGAAGCAGCGCAAGGACCACUGGAUGAUGCUGGUGCAUCACCUCGUCACCAUUGCCCUCGUCGCCGCGUCGUACUCGUACCAUUUCACGCGCGUCGGCAACGUGACCAUGAUUAUCAUGGACGUCGUCGACAUUGUCUUUCCACUUGCCAAGUGUGCCCGCUACCUGGGCUACAGCCGCGUCUGCGACUGUCUCUUUGGCCUCUUCGUCGCCGUCUGGCUGGCCACCCGCCACGUCUUCUUCAGCAUGGUUCUCUACAGCGUCUACUUUGACGCUCGAAGCAUCCUCCCGCGCGCGUGCUACCGGGGCUCCAUGUCCGACCUCCAGGGUCCGCUCCCACAGCCCGAGGGAUGGUCGUGGAUGCUCGAGCCGUUCAGCCAGCCACAGGGCAUCGUCUGCGUCAGCAGCGGCAUCCUCAACGGCUUCUUCGCCUACCUCGCCGUUCUGGAGGGUCUCAUGCUCAUUUGGGGCUACUCCAUCUUGCAAGUCGCCCUCCGCGUCCUCGGAGGCCACAACGCAGACGACGUCCGCAGCGAAGACGAGGAGGAGGAAGAAGGCGAAGAUCUGCCGCGUGAGCUGGAAGGCCUGAAUCCUGCCGACUACGAACACUUUGACGGCGGCGCGGUCAAGGCGUGGGACUGCGGCGGUGGGCUGUCGCUCGUCAGGGGAGGCAUCUCGAGCGGGCUCAACCUUGCUGGGCAGAGUGAGCAUAAGGAGCUCCUGAGCCGGAUUGGAUGA